Molecule: messenger RNA, 513 nt
Organism: Exophiala bonariae
Lineage: Eukaryota; Fungi; Ascomycota; Eurotiomycetes; Chaetothyriales; Herpotrichiellaceae
Exons: 2
Coding region: 1-513 (170 amino acids)
Source: RefSeq, a predicted model, not a curated record
AUGAAGUUCUCAACCUCAUCCCUCGUCCUGAGCCUGCUCCUUGCCCUGUCAUCAGCUGCGCCUGUGACUUCCCCAGCCAAACGCGCUCUCACGGCCCAGUCAUACAGCCAAUUCCAAGUUUCGGACGGCGUUGCGGGCAAUGCUCUGGCCGAGGUGAAUGCAAACUUUCCGAUCGACCUCACAAACCUGGCCUCCGUAUCAGCUGCAGAUUUAAAGGUCCUCAAGACUGCGGCGCAGGUGGCCGAGCAAGCGGAAGUCGGGACCGGCGGGUUCAAUGACGAGCUGGAGGCCCUCGGCAACGGGGACACCACAGCGUUGCAGAACGGGAAGAUCAAGAACAAGGUGCUCAAGCUGCAGUUGCAAGUGCUGGCGCUGCAGGUCCAGGCCGCGCAGGGAGAUGCAGACCAGGCGAAGCUCGAUGAGGAGACGACCAAGUUAAAUAAGAACGUGGCUUUGGAUGUGGCUGCGAAGGGGCAGGCGAGUGUGGGUGUCACCAAAACUUUCUCUGGGUGA